CAAGAAGGACCCAAUCAAGACAGAGAUACAACACAUGGUGUACUCAAGCCACAGCAUGUACGUUGUUCAAUCCUUCAAUUGCGUACUGGGAUAGAAGUGCAAGAAAUACUAUGGAGUACCUUGCAAGCAUGUUCACUGAGAAGGAAAAGUGGAACUGGCUUAAGGCGUGGCUGGCACUUGACAUUGCAAGAUCUGGCUUAGAGCAGUUCGUGGAGAGAGAAGCUAAGAUUGUCCAUGCCGACAUUUACCAAGCUGCAAAAUCCAACACAAUUAAAGAUAUUCGUGCUGAAAUCACCAAGAAACAUAGAUAUACAAAUGGUGGUUCAUGGAAAAAUUCCUCAGAUAAACUAUGGUCAUCUAAUCCAUGGGAAGUAGCGAAAUGCUAUUUCCCCCCUAAAGGAUAUGAAGGAAAAAAUUCAGCUCAAGAAACAGAUUUUGAUGGAAUCAUCAGUUUUAUGCUGAACUGCCUACACUUUGACAGCAAGUUUUCAUUUGUUAUAUCAAAGGGACAGACAUACUCUCAAACCUGCCUUCUGUUCAAGGCUCGUGAAUUGCGGAAUGAAAUCUGUCACCCGCCUUCAUUGGAAAUCUCAGACCAGAAGCUCCAGGAAUAUUUGACGACGCUGAUCAAACUGCUGAGUGAUUCAAAGUGCCUUGCGCAAGAUAAGGAGGCCAACACUGCGGUUUUAAAAUUAGAUGAGUUGCAGAAUGAGAAAAUGUCUUUUAACGACCUGAUUGAGCUGUUGAAGAAGAGCCACAAAACUUUGAAAGAUGUGAACAAGCCUGGAGAGCUAAUUUAUAAAGAGAUGGAUGAGACCCUAGCAAAAGCUCUAAAGAUAUUAGAGGCUAGGAUACAGGAUUUAGAAAAACGCCAUGAAAACACUGAAACCAGAGUACAAGUUUUAGAAGAACGCCAUGAAAACACUGAAACCAGAGUACAAGUUUUAGAAGAACGCCAUGAAAACACUGAAACCAGAGUACAAGUUUUAGAAGAACGCCAUGAAAACACUGAAACCAGAGUACAAGAUGUAGAAGAACGCCAUGAAAACACUGAAACCAGAGUACAAGUUUUAGAAGAAGGCCAUGAAAACACUGAAACCAGAGUACAAGUUUUAGAAGAACGCCAUGAAAACACUGAAACCAGAGUACAAGAUGUAGAAGAACGCCAUGAAAACACUGAAACCCAAUUACAAGAUUUAGAAGAACGCUAUGAAAACACUGAAAGUCAAGUACAAAUUUUAGAAGAACGCCAUGAAAACAUUGAAACACGAGUACAAGAUUUAGAUGAACGCCAUGAAAACACUGACAUGCGAGUACAAGAUUUAGAAGAACGCACUGAAAACAUUGAAACCAAGGUGAAAGAUUUAAAAGAACAAAAUGAAUACAUUGAAACCCAAGUCCAGGAUUUAAAAGAACGCUCCAAAAGCAACAUACAGGCAGUGAACCAAAUUGAACAAGAAGAAUAUGAACGAGGCGUAGAAGAACUGAUCGAACGUACGAAGAAGCUUUACAGGGACACCUUAAAUCACGUACCCAUAUCUCCAUUAAAUGACUACAAACAUGAAAAAUUAGGAGAUGUUUAUAUGCCGCCGAAAAUUGUUAAAAUGUCCGAGGACAAAGGUGUUUUUAAGAAAACAGACGAACAGGUUACGCAGUACAAGGGUGUGUUUUUAACAGAUGACAAGGUUAAUCGACGAAUAUUUCUUCAAGGUGAGGCGGGGUCUGGAAAAACUACAUUCUUAUCCAAGUUAGCCCUGGACUGGUGUGGAGAACCGCAUGAUAUUAGUGCAUCUGAUAACAGUUCACUUUUCUUUAGUGAUAUCGACGUUUUGCAAAGCUUUGUGUUUGUUUUCCAUAUUACAUUGAGAAAUUCGGUAAAACAAUUUGACGUAUAUACUUUGAUUAAACAACAAAUAAUAGACUCGAUUUACUCUCAGGAAGACCGUGAGAAGGCGUACAAACUAGUGAAUGAGAUCAUGAAACGUGAACAAUGCUUGAUACUACUUGAUGGUCUAGAUGAGUGGACCGGACCAGGAGAUCAUCACAACCUACCAGAAUUGGUAGUAGAUCACAGCGAAUGUGUGAUGUUAUUUUCAACACGACCUUGGAAAUUGGCUGUAGUAAAAAUUACGCAUUUGGACAGAUACACGUCGGUGCAAUUGGAAGGUGUAAACAAGCCAUUUGAGCUCAGCAGAUUAAUCCUGGGCUGCUUGGUAGCUAAGGAUGAUCUUGAAUUAAAAUGCUCAGCAUUUGAGCAGUACAUAAAGAAACAAGAGCUCGGCGAAUUACUGUCAUCACCCAUGAUGCUCUCUGCAAUUGUUUGUUCAUUUGCAGAGGGAAUAGAACUCAAAGGCUCUAAGUGUGAAAUAUACAUUCUCUUACUGGAAAGUCUUUUUAAGAAAGCGAACAGUGAAAUGCGUACAUUUGAACAGCCCCGGUUUUCAUGCUUCACAGAGACUCAAUACAUACAGCCAAAUAUAGUUACCCUGAAUCGCCUAGCCGAAUUAGCAUUUCAUUUGUUGUUUGUAAAUACAAAGGAAAAUUCACUAGUGUUUAGUAUAAGCGAAUUAAGACAAUUUAAGUUGGAUGAACAAGAGCAAAUGAAAUUUGCAUUACAAUCCGGAAUUUUGUCGUCAGCACGAAAGGAUGCCUUACUGCGACCGUCGUCUUCAUUUUCGUUUAUCCACUUGAGCAUGCAAGAAUUCCUCGCUGCUUAUCAUAUUUCCCGCAAUAAAGAUCUCGUUGAUGGCGUUAUUUCUGUUUAUCUUAACCGCCAAAGGGAAGCAUAUCGCGACAUAUCACAGGUGUUUAUAUUCCUGUGUGGACUAGAUGUAACAUGUGCGGAAAAGCUAUCAAGCAUGAUGGAUGAUGAUGCUUUGAGUAUUGACGACAGGUUUGACUGGUGUUACUUUCAAAAAAUCAUACUGGCAGGACACAGAGAAGCUGUUGCAAACGGACAUAAUGAAGCUUUCCUUAGACUAAGUACCUUCAUAUUCGAUCAGCAAGCAUCAAACAGCAACGACCUUCAUAGGAUUUGGACAAAUAACGCGGCAAAUGUCAUUUCCUUGGAUGUUUACGCCAAACUAAUGUCACCUGCAAAUGACGAGUCUGCAUCUCAUAUAAAGAUGGACCUAUCAUUGUGUCGCAAGCUGAAAAGGUUAUGCCUGACUGGAGACCUAAUGCGAGUCCAGGAAGACAGCAUAUUGUUGAAAGCUGAAAAAUCUUCAAAGCCUAAUACAAAGACCAAGGGCAACAGUUCACAACAAGUGAAACCUAGUAUAAAGUCUCGACUAGGUCUUAAAUCAACCACAGCCCGUCUUGAUAAAGAUAGAAAAAAAAAUCAAAGUCAAAAUGCAAUGCCUGUGUCAAUUAAAGCAAGACUUGGACUUAAACCCAGUGGAGAUUCUCAACCCAGAAGCGGAGUUAUCAAACUUUCAAAAGUGUCUGAUAGGGGAAGUGUUUUAUCGAGAAUCGGUAAGAUUGGUGAUAAUCAGAAAAGUCGCGGUAAAAUAGAAAAUAAAAAUAUUUUGAUGGUUCCACAGAUUACUAUAAAAAAUCAAUUUGUUGAAGAAGAAAAAAAAAGAAUAAGUUUGAAAGAGAGACUUGGAUUAGUUGAUCCUAAUGAUUAUGGAUCUGAAUCAAGGAAAGACAGGAAAAAGAAGAGAGACUUAGAUGAGGAAUUGAUGAAGUUGAUAGAAGAAGAGGACAUAGAUGUUACAUAUGAGGAGCUUCAAGAACUGUCAAAACGGGACAAGAAAAAAGUCUUAAAGAAAGUGUUGCAGCAACAGGGACGGGAGGCUGAAUAUGAGGAAUUUCGAAAGAAGAAAAAGAAGAGCAUUAAAAAGAAGAAAGAGAGGAGUGAGAAUGAUGAAUCUGACAGCCAAAAAAGAAGGAUAAAGAUAAAAGGUGAUUCUGGGAGGGUCAGUGAAGGUGAGGAAGUGAGUGUGGCAGCUGCCUGGAGUGAUGGAGAGGAGGAGGAAGAGUUGGCAGAGGAGGAGGAGGUUUACCUGGAGGAAGCCCAGGAAGAACUGGAGGAAAAUACUGAGCCCAAAGAAAAUCCUACCUCAGGAUCAAAACAAGAGUCUGUGGAAGGGGUACAAGAAUCAGAAGAUGUGAAAUCUGUAAGCCCAACUCUGGUUGGUGACCUAUCUGGUAAGACCUUAGAGCAGCUAGAGCAGAUGCGGGCGGAGAAGAGAGCCCGUCUACAGGAGGCCUUGGAGCCCGUUUCCCUGGAGGAGAUCAGGAAGCAGCGAGCAAGCAAGAGAGCUCAGGGUGAUGACAUUGGGGCCAUAAAGAUAUCAACUGUCAAAAAUGAGCGGAAAAUAGUUCUAAACAAGGAAGAACAAAGGUCAACUGAGAACCCUGAGCCAUUAGUGCGGGUCACAUUUGGAAGUGUAGAGGCCCUGCAAAAACGAAAACUUCCACGACUUGGGACUGAUCCCUAUCAGCCACAGACUGCCAAUAAUGUUGUGAAAUUGGGUCAGGCCAGGCGUGAACGUCAGAUCUAUGUACCACCAUCAAAAAAAAAUGAUUCUGCCAGUGUGACCUCAUUGGAAUUUCCAGUCUGGAUUGUUCAAAUCAGUACCGAUCCAAGCCAGUGCACAACACUGCCCUCUAUAGAAUAUAUUAGAUUAGUGGGUGUCAAAUGUUCCUAUACGUUGCUAUGCAGUCUACUCAGCAGUCUGCUGACACUUGAUCAUCAGGUGAAGUUUGAGCUGUAUGACUGUGAAAUAACGUGGUGCGAAAAAGGCGCAGUCAGAACAUUAUUUAAUACUGGCAAUGUAAAAAUAAAAACAGAAAAUAAAAAAAUAGCAGUGUCCGUACUUGGUUGCAAAUUGUGGAAUGCCCUCAAUGGUCUGAAUAGUCCGAGUCUGGAUGAUUGUUGUAAAGCUUUUCGAGAAAAUCAUAAAGAGUCGUUGUCUCAGACGCUUGUAUUGCUCUUACAUCUGGACAAACUUAGAAUUGAAGUGGAUUAUGACACACCUGAUCAGUGGAAGACUCUUCAUGGUUUGAAUAUUAAGAGUCUAAGUCUAAUUAUGAGAGAAGUGAAUCAUACAGAGUCGAUGUCUCAGUCGUUAGCCUCGCUUAAACAGCUAGAAAUGCUUAGUAUUGAAGUGGACAAUGGCAAUCGUGCUCUGUGGAAGGCUCUUCAUGGUUUAGGUAUCAAGAGUCUAAGUCUGAGAAUGAUGGAAGUGAAUCAUACAGAGUCGUUGUCUCAGCCGUUGUCUCAGUCGUUAGCCUCGCUUACACAGCUAGAAAUGCUUAGUAUUGACGUGGACUACAUGUAUGGCAAUCGUGACACACCUGAUCAGUGGAAGACUCUUCAUGGUUUGAAUAUUAAGAGUCUAAGUCUGAGAAUGAUGGAAGUGAAUCAUACAGAGUCGUUGUCUCAGUCGUUAGCCUCGCUUAAACAGCUAGAAAUGCUUAGUAUUGAAGUGAACAAUGGCAAUCGUGCUCUGUGGGAGGCUCUUCAUGGUUUAGGUAUCAAGAGUCUGAGUCUGAGUGGCUACUGGCAAAGUUUUUACGUAAAGAAUGCGAAGUCUCUGAAGCAGUCUAUAUUAUCGCUCAAACAGCUGGAAACACUUAAUGUUUGUGUGUAUAGCGACACUUCUGGUUUGUGGGAGGCUCUCCAUGGUCUGAGUAUCAAGAGUCUGAGUCUGAGUUGCCACUGUAAACUUAAGAAUGCGACGUUUCUGAAGAAGUCGAUAUUAUCGCUUAAACAGCUGGAAACACUUAAUGUUAGUGUGGGAGAAGACAGUCCUGGUCUGUGGGAGGCUUUCCAGGGUCUGAGUAUCAAGAAUCUGAGUCUGAUUUGCGACAAUAGCAAUUUUCAACUGAAGUAUGCUACGUCUCUGAAACAGUCGUUAGUAUCGCUCAAACAGCUGGAUACACUAAGUGUUAGUAUGUAUGAAGGCAAUCCUGGUAUGUGGGAGGCUCUCAAGGGUCUAAGUAUCAAGAGUCUGAGUUUGACUCUGAGUCAGGAUCUGUUUGAUAACAAAUGUCCUGGUUUGUGGGAGGCUCUCCAUAGUCUGAGUAUCAAGAGUCUGAGUAUGAGUUUGGGAAGCAAGUCUGUAGAUUUUCAUCUAAAGUAUGCAGAGUCUAUUAAGAUGUCGCUAUUAUCGCUCACACUGGACACACUUAGUAUUAUCGCCAAAAAAGACAGCCCUGGCUUGUAUGAGGCUCUGAAUGGUCUGAACAUCAAGAGACUGAGUCUGAGUGGCGAAAAGAGAGGUUUGAGAGUGGAUCAUGCAGAGUCGUUGUCUCAGUGGCUAUCAUCACUUACACAGCUUGAGACGCUUACACUACAUUUGAAUACAUACAUUGCGCUGCAGGUACCACGAUCAUUGAAGUAUUUGAAUAUCUACUCUAAAAAAUUGCUUCCCUCGGAAUUACGGGACCUUGUGGGCAGACUGGCAGCAUGUCCGUAUGCAAUUGAUAUUGAGCUAGAAAUUGGUUGUGCUUCAAGUAUUGAUCCCCCAAAACAAAUCCUACUUCAGGAAUACAUUCUAGUUCAACAGGAACUGGUUUCUCGGCCGAAUGUUUUUGUUAAAAAAUUCCGAACAUAUGAAUCUGAAUCUAAUUCUACGAUGCCGGUACAUUACAUUGGUGGUGUUGAUAACCCUGCUCACUGUGACUUAAGCAUUAAAGAUUAUGCAUAUGACAUAUUCGCUAAAUUAAUGGAAAGAUUCAAAUAUAGUCGAAUUUCAAUUGGACUUCAGAUAAAUCCAGACUCAUUCUUAUAAAUAAGUGUGUGUUGUUGUUUGACAUUUAAUUAAUAUGAAACUAGUGUUAUUGAAUCGUUAUAGUGUUUGUAAUACUUUGUAAAAAUCGAAACUUAUUUUACAUUAUGUGUACACUGAUGUUGUGUUCGUUCUAUUUAUGCACUUUAGCUAUAAUAUUAUGCAAAGUUUGUUGUUGCAUUUCCGACAAGAGUUAUUUGGCAAGUAAAUAUAGCAGAAACAACAAUGUUUCUAUUUUAUAACGAUCUGAACUUAUUUGUAUUAAGUCAAAUGACACGUAUAUGAUUCUGUUCCACAAAUCUUUAAAAGAGAUACAUUCGCCGGAGUUUUUCUGUAACAAUAAUGGCCUCUUAAAAUGAACAAUAUGACGGAAAUUUCGCUCCUAAAUAGUAAACUAUUUUAUAUGUAUUUAUUAAAAUCAAGAUACAUAUGCGGCGAUUCUUCGUGUCUCACUACUUAAUGCAAUAAAACGGCAUAAUCACAUUACGUAUAUAUUUUGUGUAAAUGUUAUGUUAUAAUAUGUUUUAAUUUAACGCAUGCCUUUGUUUUCAUUCUAUAAACAAUUUCAAAGACAGUGUUACAAUUUAAGUAGUGCGCAUUGAAGCAUGAGUAUUUAACUGUACACUUUUCAUUCCGUUGACUUUACCUAUAAAGAGUGCAUGACAUCAUCGUUUUGAUUGUCUUCCUUUCUAUAGACUUAAAGACACUUGGAUUAUUGAAAUACAUAUAAAGUAUUUUUAUUUGCGUUUUUUGCACAGUGUGUGUCAAAUCCAAAACUUUGAAGAGUCUGGCUGUUUUUGCCUGUUUUGCCAUGUCUGUACGUGACAUUGUUGGCGUUGAUGUCACUGCCCACGAUGACCUUAGCGUUAAAGCUGAUGUUUGUUAAAGAUUCUUUGAUGAAUGACUUAAAAAUUAAUCGACUUUGUAUACGUCCAGACUCAAUGUCAUAAAUGCGUUUACAUGGGUAUGUUGUUGUUAGGCAUCGUAUUAGUAUAAAUCGAUUGUUUUUAAUGUCCUGAAGUGUAUGUGGCACUUUGUAAACUAUCAAAAAUGUGUUGACGCUAUGUGUCAAAAAUAUAUGUUGUUUUUUGUUUCAUACCUGAAAUUAAGCUAAAGAAUUAUGCUUUCAUACAGUGUUGUUGAAUAUACCACUUGUGUUUUUUGACAAAACAAUAGAGUAGACAAAUAAUAUUUCGAUUUUAAAAUGAUCUCGGUAUAAUUUGUAGUGACAUUCAAUGAAAAAUUUAUAUUUUUAAUAUACAUUCAUCUUUAAAAGAUACACAUUCGCACGAGCUUUGCUGUUCAAUUGAUGGAAUGUUUUAAUAAACAAAAUCAUGUCAAUUUAGCUCCGAAAUUGUAAAUAACUUCAGAUGCAUUAGUUCAAAUACACGAAACAAGAUUAGGCGAUGUUUCUUCUUGCUACAGAGCAAGUGUCACACUACUAAACACAAUAAGACUUUUAAUUACAUUGAGUAAACGGUUUGUGUACAUGGUAUUAAUUCAAUGCUAUCUUUUGUGUAGAGGAAUUAUAUAAUUUAAAAGUUUUAUACAGUCUUACACAUGCGCGUUAAAGUAUGUGCAAUUAACUGUACAUUUAUUCCGCAAUAUACUCAAAGCAUUAGACUUCAUCUAUUACUAUUGCAUGAUUUCUCAGUUAUGAUUUCCGUUUUUUUCUUUAUAAUUAACACAACUUGAUUAGUUAAUAUUUAAGAUAUUAAUGUGUGUAUAUUUGAUUUGUGUGCAAAGAGCGUGUCGUUUUGAUCGUCUGAAAUAACUAUACCCUCAAUAAAUGGUCAAUAAAAUUUAGGUUUCAUUGAAAAUAACAAAAUUAAUGUAUUUAUUUGUAAAAUGCAUAUAGAUUCAACAGUUUAGAUGCAUUUUCUCACAUUGUUCAUUUGACAUAUAAUUAUUAUGCCCCCCUUCGAAGAAGAGGGGGUAUAUUGUUUUGCUCAUGUCGGUCGGUCCGUCCACCAGUUUCCGGAUGAUAACUCAAGAACGCUUUGGCAUAGGAUCAUGAAACUUCAUAGGUAGAUUGACCAUGUCUGGCAGAUGACCCCUAUUGAUUUUCAGGUCAAAGGUCAAGGUCACAGUGACUCAAAAUAGUAAAAUGGUUUCCGGAUGAUACCUCAAGAACAUUUUGGCUUAGGAUCAUGAAACUUCAAAGGUACAUUGACCAUGACUUACAGAUGACCCCUAUUGAAUUUUAGGUCAAAGGUCACGGUGGCCCAAAAUAGUAAAAUGGUUUCCGGAUGAUAACUCAAGAACGCUUAAGCCUAGGAUCAUGAAACUUCAUUGGUACAUUGAUCAAGACUCGCAGUUAACCCCUAUUGAUUUUCAGGUCACUAGGUCAAAGGUCAAGGUCACUGUGACCCGAAACAUUAAAAUCGUUUCCGGAUGAUAAUUCAAGAAUGCUUACGCCUAGGAUCACGAAACUUGAUAUGUACAUUGAUCAUGACUUGCAGAUGAUCCUAUUGAUUUUCAGGUCAAAGGUCAAGGUCACGGUGACCCGAAACAGUAAAAUGGUUUCUGGAUGAUAAUUCAAGAACGCUUAUGCCUAGGAUCAUGAAACUUCAUAGGUACGUUAAUCAUGAUUCGCAGAUGAUCCCUAUUGAUUUUUAGGUCAAAGGUCAAGGUCACGGUGACCCGAAAUAGUAAAAUGGUUUACGGCUGAUAACUCAAGAACGCUUAAGCCUAGGAUCAUGAAACUUCAUUGGUACAUUGAUCAAGACUCGCAGUUAACCCCUAUUGAUUUUCAGGUCACUAGGUCAAAGGUCAAGGUCACUGUGACCCGAAACAGUAAAAUGGUGUCCGGAUGAUAAUUCAAGAACGCUUAUGCCUAGGAUCAUGAAACUUCAUAGGUACGUUAAUCAUGAUUCGCAGAUGAUCCCUAUUGAUUUCAAGUCACUAGGUCAAAGAUCAAAGUCACGGUGACUCAAAUUAGAAAAAUGGUUUCCGGAUGAUAACUCACUGAUAAUUCAAGAACGCAUAUGCCAAUGAUCAUGAAACUUCAUAGGUACAUUGAUCAUGACUCGCAGAUGAACCCUAUUGACUUUCAGGUCACUUGGUCAAAGGUCAAGGUCACGGUUACUCGGACACAGUAAAAUGGUUUCCGGAUGAUGUCUCAAGAAUGGCAGAUGACCUCUAUUGAUUUUCAGGUCACUACGUAAAAGGUCAAGGUCACAGUGACAAAAAACGUAUUCACACCAUGGCUGCCACUACAACUGACAGCCCAUAUUGGGGGCAUGCAUGUUUUACAAACAGCCCUUGUUUUUAAUUAAUUACGAGUAAUCAGUUGUUUCGGAUUGUUUAUUGUGUGAGCUUUUUGUUGCUUAUAUUGUAUAAUACUAAAGAUUAUUAAACACCAUUCAAUAGUUAAA
Dreissena polymorpha is the source of this 10117-nucleotide messenger RNA. RefSeq lists its product as uncharacterized. Bases 111 to 6743 code for a protein of 2210 amino acids. Gene Ontology annotation, molecular function: small GTPase binding. Gene Ontology annotation, biological process: Golgi vesicle transport. The transcript is spliced from 14 exons. The record is from RefSeq and is a predicted model, not a curated record. NCBI's taxonomy places the organism in Eukaryota, Metazoa, Mollusca, Bivalvia, Myida, Dreissenidae. Gene Ontology annotation, cellular component: Golgi apparatus.